GUGGCCUCAUCAAAGGACAGGGUGCUGCCGGCAGUGGCAGAGACAGGCCGACUGCUCAACCUGCUGCCAAACAGCAAACGAGUCAUCCUCCCCACUAGUGGCCACACAGUACUCCUGGAGGCUGACGUGGACAUUGCUGCCAUCCUCGCCACUCACGGCUUCGCUCCCACCAAUCACGCGCUGCCACGCGAGCGUGGCGAGCGUUCGGUUGUUGCGAACAGCAACGAGGCAGCCACUCAGCGAGAGGCACAGGAGGGUGUGAUUGGACGAGACGGAGAGGCGGCCCUCAUUGGGCGAGAAGGAGAGGAGGUAGCAGGAGGGGAGCCUUCUGCAGCUGUUCCGACCCAGGCGUUGCAGGGAGGUGGGGGAGCUGGGGGGUCUGAAGCUCCUCUGAGAGAGCAGAAGGACUUGCAGGCAGUUGAAGGGCAGAAGAUGGGGGAUCGUACAGAGGAUGGGAGUGGGAGGGGCGAAGGAGACGACGCUGGUGUCGCCACUGGUGGUGGGCGAGGGCAGCCUGCAGCUCGUGCAGCAAGAGCUAUCCUCUGGUCUCCGCUAUCCUCUGGUCUCCGCUAUCCUCUGCUAUCCUCUGGUCUCCGCUAUCCUCUGGUCUCCGCUAUCCUCUGGUCUCCGCUAUCCUCUGGUCUCCGCUAUCCUCUGGUCUCCGCUAUCCUCUGCUAUCCUCUGGUCUCCGCUAUCCUCUGGUCUCCGCUAUCCUCUGGUCUCCGCUAUCCUCUGGUCUCCGCUAUCCUCUGGUCUCAGCUAUCCUCUGGUCUCCGCUAUCCUCUGCUAUCCUCUGGUCUCCGCUAUCCUCUGGUCUCCGCUAUCCUCUGGUCUCCGCUAUCCUCUGGUCUCCGCUAUCCUCUGCUAUCCUCUGGUCUCCGCUAUCCUCUGGUCUCAGCUAUCCUCUGGUCUCCGCUAUCCUCUGGUCUCCGCUAUCCUCUGGUCUCCGCUAUCCUCUGGUCUCAGCUAUCCUCUGGUCUCCGCUAUCCUCUGGUCUCCGCUAUCCUCUGCUAUCCUCUGGUCUCCGCUAUCCUCUGGUCUCCGCUAUCCUCUGGUCUCCGCUAUCCUCUGGUCUCCGCUAUCCUCUGCUAUCCUCUGGUCUCCGCUAUCCUCUGGUCUCAGCUAUCCUCUGGUCUCCGCUAUCCUCUGGUCUCCGCUAUCCUCUGGUCUCCGCUAUCCUCUGGUCUCCGCUAUCCUCUGGUCUCCGCUAUCCUCUGGUCUCCGCUAUCCUCUGGUCUCCGCUAUCCUCUGCUAUCCUCUGGUCUCCGCUAUCCUCUGGUCUCCGCUAUCCUCUGGUCUCCGCUAUCCUCUGGUCUCAGCUAUCCUCUGGUCUCCGCUAUCCUCUGGUCUCAGCUAUCCUCUGGUCUCCGCUAUCCUCUGGUCUCCGCUAUCCUCUGGUCUCCGCUAUCCUCUGGUCUCCGCUAUCCUCUGGUCUCCGCUAUCCUCUGGUCUCCGCUAUCCUCUGGUCUCCGCUAUCCUCUGGUCUCCGCUAUCCUCUGGUCUCAGCUAUCCUCUGGUCUCCGCUAUCCUCUGCUAUCCUCUGGUCUCCGCUAUCCUCUGGUCUCCGCUAUCCUCUGGUCUCCGCUAUCCUCUGGUCUCCGCUAUCCUCUGGUCUCCGCUAUCCUCUGGUCUCCGCUAUCCUCUGGUCUCCGCUAUCCUCUGGUCUCCGCUAUCCUCUGCUAUCCUCUGGUCUCCGCUAUCCUCUGGUCUCAGCUAUCCUCUGGUCUCCGCUAUCCUCUGGUCUCCGCUAUCCUCUGGUCUCCGCUAUCCUCUGGUCUCCGCUAUCCUCUGGUCUCCGCUAUCCUCUGGUCUCCGCUAUCCUCUGGUCUCCGCUAUCCUCUGGUCUCCGCUAUCCUCUGGUCUCAGCUCAAUUGUGACUUGAUUGAAGCGUGCUGUUUGCUGCCUGACGCACGGCAUCUACUGAUUCGCACUCUCUUACCCGACUCCAUUCUCCUUUCUCCUUCCUCCGCUGUCUGUCACCCCCCCUGUGUCCCGCCCUCUCUGUCCCGCCCACUCUGCCCCGCCCUCUCUGCCCCUCCCUCUCUGCCCCUCCCUCUCUGUCCCGCCCUCUCUGCCCCUCCCUCUCUGUCCCUCCCUCUCUGUUCCCACUCUCUCUGCCCCUCCCUCUCUGUCCCGCCCUCUCUGCCCCUCCCUCUCUGCCCCUCCCUCUCUGCCCCUCCCUCUCUUUCCCGCCUCUCUGUCCCGCCCUCUCUGGUCCCACUCCUCUCACCACCAGCUGGCCCAGCAACCCAAUCGCACUGUACAUGCGAUGCGGGGAUUUAUGUGCCCUACUCCCCCCGUCUCCCCUCCCUCCCUUCUCCUCCUCCACUCCCCUCCCUCCCUGCGCAGCUGUACAUGAGGGGAUUCAAGUGUCGCUGUCUUGCGCACCCCAGCUUCUGGCUCCAGGAAUCUCUGGCAGAGCUUGUGGAAAGGAUUCUCUGGCAGAGCUCGUGGAAAGGUGAGGUGGGUUGUGGUGCUGCUUCAAGUGAGGUGGGUUGUGGUGCUGCUUCAAGUGAGGUGGGUUGUGGUGCUGCUUCAAGUGAGGUGGGUUGUGGUGCUGCUUCAAGUGAGGUGGGUUGUGGUGCUGCUUCAAGUGAGGUGGGUUGUGGUGCUGCUUCAAGUGAGGUGGGUUGUGGUGCUGCUUCAAGUGAGGUGGGUUGUGGUGCUGCUUCAAGUGAGGUGGGUUGUGGUGCUGCUUCAAGUGAGGUGGGUUGUGGUGCUGCUUCAAGUGAGGUGGGUUGUGGUGCUGCUUCAAGUGAGGUGGGUUGUGGUGCUGCUUCAAGUGAGGUGGGUUGUGGUGCUGCUUCAAGUGAGGUGGGUUGUGGUGCUGCUUCAAGUGAGGUGGGUUGUGGUGCUGCUUCAAGUGAGGUGGGUUGUGGUGCUGCUUCAAGUGAGGUGGGUUGUGGUGCUGCUUCAAGUGAGGUGGGUUGUGGUGCUGCUUCAAGUGAGGUGGGUUGUGGUGCUGCUUCAAGUGAGGUGUGUUGUGGUGCUGCUUCAAGUGAGGUGGGUUGUGGUGCUGCUUCAAGUGAGGUGGGUUGUGGUGCUGCUUCAAGUGAGGUGGGUUGUGGUGCUGGUGAAAUGGUGGGCUCGGGGCGUUUUGUGGGAGGGUCUUUCAGCGUCGCCCCGUGCCUUAUACGAGCUGCUCAAAGUACGUUGUUGCUCAUCACAGUGUUGCUCAUCACAGUGUUGCUCAUCACAGUGUUGCUCAUCACAGUGUUGCUCAUCACAGUGUUGCUCAUCACAGUGUUGCUCAUCACAGUGUUGCUCAUCACAGUGUUGCUCAUCACAGUGUUGCUCAUCACAGUGUUGCUCAUCGCAGUGUUGCUCAUCACAGUGUUGCUCAUCACAGUGUUGCUCAUCGCAGUGUUGCUCAUCACAGUGUUGCUCAUCACAGUGUUGCUCAUCACAGUGUUGCUCAUCACAGUGUUGCUCAUCACAGUGUUGCUCAUCACAGUGUUGCUCAUCACAGUGUUGCUCAUCACAGUGUUGCUCAUCACAGUGUUGCUCAUCACAGUGUUGCUCAUCACAGUGUUGCUCAUCACAGUGUUGCUCAUCACAGUGUUGCUCAUCACAGUGUUGCUCAUCACAGUGUUGCUCAUCACAGUGUUGCUCAUCACAGUGUUGCUCAUCACAGUGUUGCUCAUCACAGUGUUGCUCAUCACAGUGUUGCUCAUCACAGUGUUGCUCAUCACAGUGUUGCUCAUCACAGUGUUGCUCAUCACAGUGUUGCUCAUCACAGUGUUGCUCUUCACAGUGUUGCUCAUCACAGUGUUGCUCAUCACAGUGUUGCUCAUCACAGUGUUGCUCUUCACAGUGUUGCUCAUCACAGUGUUGCUCAUCACAGUGUUGCUCAUCACAGUGUUGCUCAUCACAGUGUUGCUCUUCACAGUGUUGCUCUUCACAGUGUUGCUCAUCACAGUGUUGCUCAUCACAGUGUUGCUCAUCACAGUGUUGCUCAUCACAGUGUUGCUCAUCACAGUGUUGCUCAUCACAGUGUUGCUCAUCACAGUGUUGCUCAUCACAGUGUUGCUCUUCACAGUGUUGCUCUUCACAGUGUUGCUCAUCACAGUGUUGCUCAUCACAGUGUUGCUCAUCACAGUGUUGCUCAUCACAGUGUUGCUCAUCACAGUAUUGCUCAUCACAGUGUUGCUCUUCACAGUGUUGCUCAUCACAGUGUUGCUCAUCACAGUGUUGCUCAUCACAGUGUUGCUCUUCACAGUGUUGCUCUUCACAGUGUUGCUCUUCACAGUGUUGCUCUUGACUCUUGAGGCGCCCCAAAAUUCAUCUCGAAAGACUCGACCGUGUCCGCGCUGCUGUUUCCACCCCCCACCUCCCGCCUCAGCAGUGUUUGUCCCCUCAGCAGUGUUUGUCCCCUCAACAGUCUUUGUCCCCUCAGCAGUGUUUGUCUCCUCAACAGUCUUUGUCCCCUCAACUCUCUCCUCCCCCUCCGCCACGCACUGCCAUGUGCCUCGUUGGGACCCACCCCAUCAGGCGGGCAGGCACGUGCUCGAGGGAGGGCCCGCGCUAGUGUUCCCUGGGGGCUCCAAAGAGACGUGCCGCCUCAAGGGUGAGAGGUAUCAGCUGAGGUGGGGAAUUGGCGAGGGCAACAGAGGCAGCAGCGGCGGCAGUGGCGACGGUGGCAUGAUGCGCAUGGCAGCGAAGCUCAACGCCAUCAUUGUGCCCUUCGCCAUGGUCGGCGCUGACGACGCCCUUGACCCGACCCCCAUCCUCUCCCCUCUCUUACCCCCUCUUUCCGCCCUCCCCUCCCCUUCUCAUCCAUCCCCAUCCCCCCAUCCACCUCCCACCAGCUUUGACUUUGCUCUAGACCGAACGGACGUGCUGGCCUCCCCUUUGGGAAAGCCUUUCCGCUCCUUAUUUGACAUUGCUCUAGACCGAAACGACCUCCUGGCCUCUCCGCUGGGAAAGCCCUUUCACUCCUUUUUUGACAUUGCUCUAGAUCGGAACGACCUCCUGGCCUCUCCGCUGGGAAAACCCUUUCGCUCCUUGUAUGAAUCUCUCAGUCUUGACCCUGACACUGACAUCAGCCCUGUCACAACCAUUCCCGGCACCAACUUCCCCAGUCUAAUUCCCCUUCCCAGUCGCCUGGAGAGAGUGUAUUUUUAUUUCAGCACACCUAUUGACUUCAAGGACCUUCCACCUUCUGCGUUACAGGUGUGA
Messenger RNA from Closterium sp. NIES-65, 5178 nucleotides. The record is from the annotation of a GenBank genome assembly. NCBI's taxonomy places the organism in Eukaryota, Viridiplantae, Streptophyta, Zygnematophyceae, Desmidiales, Closteriaceae.